AUGGACACGGACGAUGAUGAGUUUGUGCCUGAUUCCGAGGUGGUGAGCGACGACGAUGAAGGCGAGCUGCCACCAACUCACCAAAGCGGGCACGACAAGACAUGCCCAAGCCGGGUUGGCCUCAGCACUGUGCGUCGGAAGUAUGCAAUGCUCAACAAGCUGUUGCAAGAGCACGGCAUAGAUGGCCUUAAGACACUUUCUGUUGAGAACCGCCGUGGGAAGGCGACACAGCUGCCGACACGUGUGCCCACGACAAAACGUGUGCUCAGGCAGGUUCGCGAUCACGUGCGCAUGCAGAGAGAAGGUGGACACCGCAUCACGGCCGUACAGGUGCUUGACUUCCUACGCAAGCACAGGCAUGUGGACGUACGACCUUCGUUUGCUGGCGAUGGUGACGACGAACUGGACAGGGCGGCGGCUCUGCGGGCAGUGCAGCGGUUUCUUCGUCGUGCGGGCUACCUUCGCGGCAACAAGCACGUUGUUCAAGAGAACCCGAGGCACAAGCAGCUGCUGGCGAAGUAUCUGAAGGAGUUUGAUGCAAACAGGAGGUUGCCACCUGACGAGCGCCUCAGAGACCUGACGAGCGCCUCAGAGAGGUGUGUGUAUCUCGAUGAAUCAUACAUUGACAGGAACUACAACAGGAACAGAGACUCCCUGCACGAGCUGGAUCUUCGACCCUGGCAGCGCACUGCAGCGUGA
Messenger RNA from Salpingoeca rosetta, 699 nucleotides. RefSeq lists its product as uncharacterized. Lineage: Eukaryota; Choanoflagellata; Craspedida; Salpingoecidae. The transcript is spliced from 5 exons. The record is from RefSeq and is a predicted model, not a curated record. The coding region runs from base 1 to 699 and encodes 232 amino acids.